Molecule: messenger RNA, 8665 nt
Organism: Siniperca chuatsi (mandarin fish)
Lineage: Eukaryota; Metazoa; Chordata; Actinopteri; Centrarchiformes; Sinipercidae
Gene: nlgn2a
Product: neuroligin 2a
Exons: 9
Coding region: 1558-4077 (839 amino acids)
Biological process (GO): postsynaptic membrane assembly; neuron cell-cell adhesion; modulation of chemical synaptic transmission
Cellular component (GO): synapse; postsynaptic specialization membrane; cell surface
Molecular function (GO): neurexin family protein binding; signaling receptor activity
Source: RefSeq, a predicted model, not a curated record
GCUGGAUGCGAGCGGAGGAGAGGAAGAGAGGGAUGCCGAAAAAAUGAAACUCCUCAGCACUAAUUUUUCCCAUCCCUCUGCAAAAGAAGAUGGAGACCAACCCUACAAAACUCUUUAUACAAAAGAGCGGAUUAAUGCCUAUUUUCACCACUGAGUGAAUGUGAGCAUGGUGUCAUCGCGACAGAAACUGAGGUAAACGCGACACAUAUUUUUUAGUAGAAAAGCAACCAUAUUGAGGUCAGAGGAAAGCGUUGCCAAGACGACCAGCUUGCUAGGGAGGACACUGCGGCGCGCGUCACACGCGGGGAACGAGCGUGAAUGCCAGCGAGGAUGCGCACGUGCGCGCGCGCGUGCGACAGCUAGCUGAGACGGUCACGGCACCCACACAGCAGCAGCGGCAGCGGCAACAGAGGCAGCAUCUUCUCAGAAGACUACCAGACGAGCGCGCAGUCUAUGUCCGCCGUUACCGAGACGAGCUAAAGCAAGCCGAGGCUUGCACCGUGACUUGAACCGGUGCUCGGCGGUGUCGGAGUGCUCCUUGAGGGGAUUUAUUGAGGAUUUAUCGACGACGUCCCAGAAAAACGCUCAAAAACUGUGUAGCUGCGACCAUUGGUCAACACAGGUGACACUUCCCGGCUGUCAAAUCCACCGAGACCCCGCAGACACGUCCGGGUUAUUUUGGGGUUAUUUUGUGGUAUUAAGGCCUCGAUAAAAACAUACAUUCUUCCUGAGGAAAACCGGACUGUCAGCCGAGAAAUGAAUUAAUAUAUUGCCGUGCUGGAGAAGACCGGGACCGAGCCGAACCUGCCUGGGGAAUCAUACUGUAUCUUGCUGUAGCCUACGUGGUGUGUAAUGCAGUAGGCUAGAGCAGUUUUAUUUUUGGUAUUUAGUCUCCACUGUCAGUGUCCAGUCAUGAAGUCCCACCUGCCGGCCCGGUUGGAUUGAACGAGGUAGUGUUGUCGGGGGCAUUUUUUAACGUGUUUUUAUUAAUUUAAUUUUUUUUUUUUUUUAAACAAGCACUUUUUGCUCGCUUGACAUUUACCACUGCUGGAGAAAGGUUUAGUGAAGAGGACAAGGAGAAGAAGGACGACAUCUCAGGAAAAAAAAACCCUCAGUGGGAACCUGGCACCCCACCAGCACCCGUGGAUCACAAAUUAACAGAAUUCAGUGGCUGUUCAAAUCAAAUGAUCUGGAUAAUAGAAGACCAAUAGGGAUGGAACGCAACAGAACCAUGGCUCGGGAAGCUUUUCGGAUUGCCAUCGCUCAGAAUCAAUACUGACCUGGCACCCACACCGAGGUCCAACCUCCUUAUCCAGCACCCCAAGAACCUUUUUUCCCCCCAACAGCUGCUUUGCCCUCCAUCUCACCUUCACUUAGCACUCCUGGUCUUGAUCAAACCUCCAAAAAAGCUUCUUUUAGUCUUUCAGGGUCUGCCUGCUUCUGUUGUUUUAAUCCCCCUCUUAUGCUUUACCUUCCAGACUGCUGGUUGUAAUCCACAUUCUCUCAUAAAAAGACAGAAGUACUCCAAAACAGAGUGCUGGCAGGUGGCUGAACAGUAUGAAUCCAGUCAUGUACCCCCUUCCACUUGCUCUAAGUAAACAAAGUCGGCGGGGUUUGUUGCUCGGGACACGCCCCCUUAGUCUCAUGACAGAUUGCUGCCUAAUGGGUGUGCUAGGCCUCAUCCUGCUCUUCAGCCUGGCCUCGAGCCAGAAGAUGGACCCUUCCAAACACCCCAUAGUCACUACCAACUACGGCAAGCUCAGAGGGAUCAAGAAGGACUUGAACAAUGAGAUCCUGGGCCCUGUAGAGCAGUACCUGGGCGUUCCCUACGCCACAGCACCCAUCGGCGAUCGCCGCUUUCAGCCGCCCGAAGCCCCGGGAUCUUGGCAGGAGAUCCGCAAUGCCACCCAGUUUGCCCCUGUGUGCCCUCAGAACGUCCACGGCGUGCUCCCGGAGAUUAUGCUGCCCGUGUGGUUCACAGACAACCUAGACGUGGCGGCGGGUUAUAUCCAGAACCAGAGUGAGGACUGCCUCUACCUCAAUAUCUACGUGCCCACGGAGGAUGGUCCGCUCACAAAAAAACAUGAUGAAUCUUCAAUGAACAAGCCUCGAGACGAAGAUAUUCGUGACCGCAGGAAGAAGCCGGUGAUGCUGUUUAUUCACGGAGGCUCCUACAUGGAAGGCACCGGAAACAUGUUUGACGCCAGCGUCCUGGCCGCCUACGGCAACGUGAUUGUGGUGACCAUGAACUACCGGCUUGGUGUGCUCGGUUUCCUCAGUACCGGGGAUCAGUCCGCUAAGGGGAACUACGGCCUGCUGGACCAGAUUCAGGCCCUGCGUUGGCUCAACGAGAACAUCGGCCACUUCGGCGGAGACCCAGAGAGGAUCACCAUCUUCGGCUCCGGAGCUGGGGCGUCCUGCGUCAACCUCCUCAUCCUCUCGCACCACUCAGAGGGUCUGUUCCAUAGGGCCAUAGCCCAGAGUGGAACAGCCAUCUCCAGCUGGUCUGUCAACUACCAGCCCCUCAAGUACACCAAGAUCCUGGCCCGGAAGGUGGGCUGCACCUACACAGAGACGGCCGACCUGGUUGACUGCCUGAGGCGCAAGAAUUUCAGGGAGCUGGUGGACCAGGACAUCCAGCCAGCUCGCUACCACAUUGCCUUUGGCCCCGUGGUGGACGGAGACGUGGUGCCUGACGAUCCUGAGAUCCUCAUGCAGCAGGGGGAGUUCCUCAACUAUGACAUCCUAAUAGGAGUGAAUCAAGGAGAGGGGCUGAAGUUUGUGGAUGACAGCGAGGACAACGACGGUAUCUCAGCCGCAGCAUUUGACUACACCAUCUCUAACUUUGUCGACAACCUCUACGGCUACCCUGAGGGUAAAGACAUCCUGAGAGAGACCAUUAAAUUCAUGUACACAGACUGGGCAGACAGGGACAAUGGCGACAUGCGAAGGAAGACCCUCUUAGCUCUGUUUACAGACCACCAGUGGGUGGCACCGGCAGUGGCCACCGCCAAACUCCACGCCGAGUUUCAGUCCCCGGUUUACUUUUACACGUUCUACCACCACUGUCAGACCGAGACGCGACCUGAAUGGGCCGACGCUGCCCACGGAGAUGAGAUACCUUACGUGUUCGGCGUGCCCAUGAUCGGUGCCACAGACCUGUUCCCAUGCAACUUCUCGAAGAAUGAUGUGAUGUUGAGCGCUGUGGUCAUGACUUACUGGACCAACUUCGCCAAGACUGGGGACCCCAACCUGCCAGUUCCUCAGGACACCAAGUUCAUUCACACAAAGCCCAACCGCUUUGAAGAGGUCAUCUGGACCAAGUUCAACUCGAAGGACAAGCAGUACCUUCACAUUGGCUUAAAACCUCGUGUUAGAGACAACUACAGGGCCAACAAGGUGGCCUUCUGGCUGGAAUUAGUCCCACACCUCCAUAGUCUACAUGAGGAGCUCUUCCCCACCACUACACGCUCGCCGCCAGGCCCUGGCCCAGGAACCCACAGACCCUGGCCCAGAACACCAGGCCCUCGAACCACUCGUCACCCCUACCCUACCUUCCCCUCUGACCCGGAGCCUGAGGGUUCGGAGCGUCCACACCAGGACCUCUUCCCUGGAGACACCCGGGACUACUCCACUGAGCUGAGUGUGACAGUUGCUGUGGGGGCGUCGCUUCUCUUCCUCAACAUCCUGGCCUUUGCCGCCCUUUACUACAAGCGUGACAAGCGGCACGAGAUGCGACGCCACCGCCUGUCUCCUCAGCGGGGCGGCCCUGCCAACGACCUGGCUCACAGCCAGGAGGAGGAGAUCAUGUCCCUGCAGAUGAAGCACUCGGAGCACGAUGCUCACCAUGACAUGGAGCCACUCCGGCCACACGACAUCCUACGGCCCGCCUGCCCUCCUGACUACACACUGGCACUGCGCCGUGCCCCCGACGACGUGCCACUGAUGACACCUAACACCAUCACCAUGAUCCCCAGUACCAUCACUAGCAUGCAGCCUCUUCAUGCCUUCAACACUUUCCCCUCCACUGGCCACAACAACACCCUGCCCCACCCCCAUUCCACCACCAGGGUAUAGUAGGGACUGGCCCCGACACAGCGCCACCUAAGGACCAGGAAGACUGGCUCUGCUACUGAUCUAGAGCUGAGGCCUCUGGAUGUGGGCCUUUGUUCUGUUCUCUUAUUCUCUUGUUUCUCCAAAAACAACUCCACCUCCUCCAUCAUGUGCUGUGAAACUUAGCAGCUCCACUGGUGGCGUGUGGAGAUGCAACUGAACUGCACGGCAGCAGAUGAUCAGUUUGGGGGUGAUUUAGAUCUUUCAAAGUUACUGUUUUCAAAGAAGGUCUACUGUUUCCAGACUAAAUCCCCCUGACGUUUGUCAAAGGGACGAAUGCUUUUCGGCCCUUGCUGUUUUCCCUUUUUUUACUUUGGCGUCUUCUCUUUUUUCUCUCCCUGGUGUGCUAUGUGCAUAUAUCGUUCUCUUUUCUACAUCUGUGUCUUAUCCCUGCUUUGUUCCUCUCAUUAGACAUGUGAUUCUCUCCCUCUCCCCAGCACUCCUUUGCUCCAAGGAUUAAUAAACUACUAAGCUGUAGGAGGGGGCAUAGAGUACAUACAGUAAUCACACAGCUAUGAAAACAUUGAUAUCUGAUACUUUCAUUCUACCAGCAUUCUUGGUGCCAAGUAUGUACUACUGUGUUUGCUUUCUCAUCGAGGGAGAAAAAAACUAAAGAAAAUUCCUAUUAUUCCUAUUCCUAUUUACUGUCAAUUAACAGAUGCUGUAUGUUCUCAUGACAAAGUGCCAAACUGGCCCUCGAUUGUGUUUUAUUCUUUCUUUCAUCUUCUGUUUCUUUUUUUGAAGCAUUUGUUUAAUUGUUGUUUUUUGUGGAAAGAAUUUUUGCUGAAAAUAUAGAUAUAGAGAAAUGAUAUUAUAUAUAGUUAUAUAUAAAUGUGUACAAAGGACAAAGUAUAUAAAUGGGUUUUCUCAGUGGGGAUCUAUGCAUGAAUUAUUUUUAAAGAUGAUGAUGGGGGAAAGGACACUGUAUCUGUCAAUGCACGUUUCCCAAAUCUAAUCAAAUCAUAUCGGUCCACUCUGGAUAUUUUGGUUUUUGUUUUACCUCACAAAACAAGAACAUUACACAAAAUCCUGUAGUAACCCAACAAAUUCUCUUCACCUCCCAAUACCCAUUUAUUAAAAACGAAAAUUCAUUGCCACAAAUCUCAGAAGUCGUAGGGUCAAAGCAACAACUGUGAACAUACCCUUCCAUUCAUUCUCUCCUUCAUGGUGUUAUUUAGAGGUAUUUCCAGGUGAUGCAGCACGCCAUCAGCAAGCCCAUCAUCCUACAGUAGCUAUUUUUUCUUUCCAUCUGUAUGGAGAUGAUCGGUUUUUUUUAGGGUACGUGAGGUGCCAAAUCUGUUGUUGUAGCUUGCCUGUACAGAAUUAUUUUUGUAUUUCAGUGAGGGUGAGAAACAAAGCAGAGACAGGCAGCCUUUGCUCUUUUAAGUACACCUUCCUUCUCCUGUCUGCACCCCUAUUUCCAGCACAUGCAUAUUCUGUUUGAUGUCUGCCUGUGAGAGAAAGAAUGUGUGUUUGUGUGUGUGUGUGCGUGCGUGUGUGUGUGUGUGUGUGUGUGUGUGUGUGUGUGUGUGUGUGUGUGUGUGUGUGUGUGUGUGUGUGUGUGCUUCACUUGGGCAUAGGUGGGCCCUAAUUAGACAGCAAAGAGAUAGAGAGGCAGACAGACAGGAUCACCCCCAUGGUAAAGACUUAGACUCCAAAAUGAGCUCCUUCCUGCUGCGUACCCAAACACUCCCCUCCGUAUCAACAUCACUCCAUCACUUACUCCUCCCUUCUCCUCUCUCCAUCAGUACACUAGCUUUGUAUUCAAAACUGAUGCCCAUAUUGCGGUGAUCACCCAUAACUCCCCCCGCUGUGACCACAAAACUCCAAAACACCUGACUUCACUGUGUCAGCACCAUUCUACACAAUUUCUGACCUCAGUUCAGCUCUGCUUUUAUCCUCACAUUUAAGGGUUAGUUCACUAAGCUAGUGACUUUUUUGUGAGGUCAUCAGUUGUAAAUUAAACUCUAAGCACACCGAGGGUAACCGGUGGGCCUUCCCGGCCUGCGUCGCAGCACUGCAAGAUGAAAAGGGAGCUCGGAUCUCCUAAACAGGGUAAAGCAACACGGUUGACAACUGCUGUUUCUGAUUCUGCUCUUUUCUUUCGGGUGAGAAUGUGCAGGCCUACAGCUCAGCGAUGCCCCCCUCCGAUUCUCUGCUAAGGAUCUCAAACAUGGAUCAUGGGUAAUACUCUGGUUUAUACAGUAUGUUAACUGAACUGAUGUGCUGUUGUUUGAGCCCACAGGAACACAUGGUAGCCUACAUCCAGUAUGGGAGAAGUUAGUCACCGGUGCUGUCUUUGCUUGUGCUCUAGCUUUAGCCUGUUUAUUUGUUUUCUAUUUUAUUACUGCCUAAUGGGGUGUUGGGGGAGGUCUGGAGGGGGAGAGAUAUACCUGGCUGCUCCUGUCAGAGAUUUUGUAAGCCCACUGAAAGGGAAAUGUGCACAAUGUAAAACACAAAACAACUGACUUAGAUGUGCUGCAGGUGGAUAAAUGUUGUGGAACAGAUGAUGGACAGUAGCGCAAGAAAAGGUGCAUGCUGUGGAAAACAGACUUUGGGAGGAGAUUGGAAAAAGACUCACAGCCUUAAAUGUAGAAAUCAGAAGAAUCAAAAGAGAGGAUGAACUGGUCGCUAGCAAAUAGGGACAUUCGAAGGCAUGGCCAUCUUUCUACCCACAAUGUUUGCCAGGGGGAUACCUUGCUAAUCUGUCCUACAGAGGAUCUGAUAUGUCUGAUCAGAUCCAUAUGAACCUCUUUGUACGCACUCCUGUGGAUAAGGAGGCAGUGAGGGGUUGUGAAGUAAACUUCACCACAACACAACUACAAUGACACCACUGGAGGUGGAAACAGAAACAAGGUAUUUAGUUUGGUCUGUUCUUUUUCCUUGUCUAUUUUAUAAGCUAACACUGGAGGGCGCCAUCGUGACAGAUUCACUGCAGUCUGCCCACAUGAGGAAACUGGAUGUGUGAAGAAAAAUACCAAACUGGGUGGCAGGACAGAGACAGACACACAACGUCUGGAAGAGGACAAAACUGUACAUUUUUAAGUGUAAGAAUCAAACAGACAAAAUAUUUGUAAAUAUUAAGUUUCUUGUUUGUUUUUCUUUUUUCUUUUUUUUGAGUGAAUGAAUGAAAUGCUUAUUUUGUGACAACAAAAGACAACAGGUGCAGUUUGCAAAAAAAAAAAAAUGGCCACUAGCUUUAGGUUUCAAAUUCAUUGGUGAGUAAAAGAUGUUUGCCACUGAUCACUUUUCAUGCCAUUAGAAAAUGACUUUUUUUGUUUUUUUACUUUGUCUUGUCAUGUUGACCAUUAUCAUGUGGGCAUCCUGUAGCAUCAUGAUUUCUAACCAGGAAAGUCACUGUAGCAGAAAUGCAUCCCCACUGCAGCCCCCACACGACAGAGGGCCUAAGAUGCUGUAGUUAGCAUUUGCUAGUUUCCAUUUUUAGCAUUUGUGGUUUCAUUGCUCUUUGUUCUGGGGUUGAAGUAGAAGGAUCAUGUACUCUUUUUGCCUUCAUUUUUUUUUUUGUUCAAGCUUUAGAAAACUUUUAUUUUGAAAUAUAUAUUGUGAUCUAACUAUAUCUGAUCAGUGUGACUUCAGAUUAUUUACGGAAACAUCUCAGAGGCUAAGAGCACUGAUAAAAGCCAGCUUUGGCCAGCUAACUGAUGUAAUAAUGGUGUAGGGAACUGGCCAGUGAUUCAUGGUCAGGACUUUUAAACUGAGACACUAAACGCAAGUGCAGUCAAUUAAAUGUUAGCUCACCUCACAUGUAGCAGGGUUUACAUGUAGCCACUUAAUCACAUGUGGGACAGACAUGAGGGCUUUGAUACCAUAAGAUGCCUCACAUCCUCAUAGAGUAAUGAGAUCACACAGGUGGUCUGACUUUCACACUGUGUUGCAUUGUGGGUAAGGAGGUAUGUUGACCUUACAGUGUUGUGAUGUAGCAGUAAAGGGAUUCAACAGUUGAGAGAUGGAUGAAAGUAAAUCUGAAAAGUCCAGUGCACCUUCAGGCUCGGAGCAUGUGUGUUUAACAGUGGAUCAGACCGGAUGUAUGUGGACACACACUUAGCCUCGUCUAUGGUAUAAAGUGACUCACUGCAGCCCUGUGGUUCUCACAGUUGUGGCUCGAUAUCGGUUUAUUCUUAUUUCAACAUACCCGAAAGCUGCAGUCAGCCAAGCAAAACAAGAUGACUUCAUAUCACUGAGUUUAGAUCCUGUGUCAGGUCAGUGGAGCAUGGAAGCACAUGAUUAACACCCCACAAUGGCAAAGAUACACAAAGACAGUUACACAUGCACUCACAUUAAUCUUCAGCUUGGUCUCAACUGCGAAGUUGCACCUGUUGUCUUGUUUUUACAUUUUUGUUGAAUUCAGAAACCCAAGACUUGAGAUGAAGAAAAAUGUUAAAUAAUGGAAUAAAAAAAAGAUGAUUAUUAAAAAAAGUAUAGUAAAACUAUAUAAAUUAAUGAGGUGAUGAUAUUUCUGUUUAUUUUAGAAGUUAUUAUACACUGUAUGCUGUGAUUCUGAUCUGGGAAACAUUAAAGACAUUCAUAGCCA